CAAAUCAAACGGCCCUGCUGUCGUAAAGCAGAUUAGACACAGCUGCCCCGCAGCCGUCAAGCAGAUUGGUCUCCCUGGACCUGUUACUCCCCGCAGCUUUAGGAGUCCGUUGAGAAGGCUGUCGUGAAGAGGCGGCUGUCGCGGAGCAGGAGCGGGCUGAGGGGGGGCGGUAAGCCCCUCUCUCCGCGCUCGGAAUGGCGGCCGAAUUCCACCUGAGGACCGGCAAGUUGGUGGCGUUGCUGAACGGCAACCGCACGGCCAAGCGUAACAAGCCGACCGAGGAGUUCAACCACGGGCUGGCUAUGAGCCGAGAGCCGCUGGGGGACGGGCAGCUCUUCCAGGUCCGGAUCGACAGGAAGGUAAAUUCGUGGAGUGGCUCGAUUGAGAUCGGAGUGACUGCCUUGGAUCCCAGUACGUUGGAUUUCCCCAGCAGUGCCACUGGGCUGAAGGGUGGCUCCUGGAUCAUCUCGGGCUGCUCAGUGCUGCGGGAUGGGCGCUCAGUGCUGGAGGAGUACGGCCAAGAUCUGGACCAGCUGAGUGAGGGUGACAAAGUCGGCAUUCAGAGGACUGCUGGGGGUGAGCUGCACCUGUGGGUGAAUGGGCGAGACUGUGGGGUAGCAGCCUCAGGGCUGCCCCCACGGGUUUGGGGCGUGGUAGACCUGUACGGCAAGUGUACCCAGGUGACCGUGUUGGGCUGUGACACCAUCUCUCGAAGGGAAGAAACACACAGAGCCACUACACAGGAAGGAGAGGUAAUAAAUUUGGGUUCUUCCAGGGCCGCUAAGCUACCACAUUCCUCCCCUUCCUCUCCAGGUUUUGUGGGGAUGGAGCUGUCGGAUGUUGUGAACAAUGCCAUUCUCUCAGCGUACAGUGGUAGCUUGCUGAACGUCAGCCUGGGCAGCCCGCUGGAUGGCAGCUGCUCGGUCACCUCCAACGAUGCCCUUCUCUUCCACGAGAAGUGUGGCACGCUCAUCAAGCUCAGCAACAACAACAAGACAGCCGAGCGUCGCCGCCCGCUUGACGAGUUCAACAACGGCGUCGUCAUGACCAACCGCCCAUUGAGGGACAAUGAGAUGUUUGAGAUCCGGAUUGACAAGUUGGUGGACAAGUGGUCGGGCUCGAUCGAGAUUGGUAUCACAGUGCACAACCCAAACAAUUUGGACUACCCAGCAACAAUGACCAAUCUCCGUUCAGGAACAAUUAUGAUGAGCGGCUGUGGAAUUCUAACCAAUGGGAAGGGGACACGAAGGGAAUACUGUGAGUUUAGCCUGGAUGAGCUGCAGGAAGGAGAUCACAUUGGACUCAUGCGGAAGUCCAAUGGGGCUUUGCAUUUUUACAUAAAUGGCAUCGAUCAAGGCGUUGCUGCCACCCAGACUCUGCCCACUGUUUACGGGGUGGUGGAUCUCUAUGGCAUGGCAGUGAAAGUGACCAUUGUCCACAACCACAACCACUCUGACCGACUGCGCAGGAACAACGCCAUCAUGCGGGCUCUGUCGCCAGACGUGGGGCGGCGAGUAUUCGACUCGGGUGACACCGAGGUGGAGCGGCUGCUCUUCCAUCCCAACUGUGGGCAGAAGGCAGCGAUCGUGUGUGAUGGGAGGACAGCACUGAGGCCCCACGCGACAGAUGAUUUCAACCACGGGGUGGUACUCAGCAACCGUUCCCUGAGGAGCAAUGAAAUCUUCCAAGUCCGUAUUGACAAGAUGGUGGACAAGUGGGCGGGAUCCAUUGAGAUUGGCGUGACUACCCACAAUCCUGCUUACCUUCAGUUACCAUCAACCAUGACCAAUCUCCGUUCUGGUACUUGGAUGAUGACUGGUAACGGUGUGAUGCAUAACGGGACCACAAUUCUUGAUGAGUACGGACACAACCUUGAUCGACUGAAGGCGGGUGACACCGUUGGCGUUAUGCGCAAGGAUGAUGGAAGUUUGCAUUUCUUUGUGAACAAUGUGGACCAGGGUCUUGCAGCAUCCAACGUGCCAUCCAGUGUUUAUGCCGUUGUGGAUCUGUACGGCCAAGCUGCCCAAGCCACUAUCGUUGAUGAUAUAGAUCUGCCGCCUCUGCCCGAUGAGCCUUUGGAUGGCAACAACCAGAUCUCUCCCUGCAGCCUCUUCUCACUAACCCCCAGCAAUGACCUCCGCUUCCACCAUCUCCAUGGCAACAAUGCUGUGAUCACUAACGGUGGCCGCACUGCCUUUCGGCAGAACUGCCGCAGCGAGUUCAACGAUGCUAUUGUCAUGUCCAGCAGAGCAUUGAGGGAAGGAGAGAUGUUUGAAAUAUUGAUUCAGAAAAUGGUAGACCGGUGGUCUGGAUCCAUCGAGGCAGGAGUUACAGCAAUCCGUCCGGAGGACCUCGAAUUUCCCAGCACUAUGACGGAUAUAGACUAUGACACUUGGAUGUUGAGUGGCACAGCUAUUAUGCAAGACGGGAACACGAUGCGCAACAAUUAUGGCUGCGAUCUGGACUCAUUAACCACUGGCUCGCGAAUUGGGAUGAUGCGCAGCUCGAAUGGCGACCUCCAUUACUUCAUCAAUGGGGUGGAUCAGGGAGUGGCGUGCUCAGGCCUACCGCCAGAGCUUUAUGCUGUGGUUGAUCUGUAUGGACAGUGCGUCCAAGUAUCUAUUACCAGCGGCUCACCACCUGUGGACAACAGCCUGUCACUGAGCAAUGCCACAGAGAAGUCCUUCCCAAUACAUUCCCCAGUUCCAGGAAUCGCGCACCGCUUCCAUUCCAACUGCGGGAAGAACGUGGCAUUGCAGAAUGACGGGUGUCGAGCUGUUCGGAUCCAUGGCUUUUCCCAUGGGGUUGUUCUAAGCAUGAAGGAGUUGAGGUCUGAUGAGCUCUUCGAGGGGUUGACCCUCCAUGUUGGUGUGGUAGUGAACAUUCUACAGGAUCACAGACAUCAGGAGGCUCAAGAUACCACCAGCUUAAAACAGAUCAUGUCUGACAACUGGUCAAACAUGCCACAAAACCUCACAGCAUAUAUCAUGCAGUGUGGUGACUACCAACUUCAACGAUCAACCACAAGGUUUACUCGAAGGAGCUGCGGCAGUCACAUCCAGCCAUCGGCGAAUUCGUCCGAGGCUUCACGAUGGAGGAUGCCGAUGGAUACAGAAAGGACACUCCACACCACCUUCCUCCAUCUUGCUGCUGCCGAGAUAGAGACAGAACACACCGGCGAAAGCGGAUAUCAAGGCGCGCAACUUCCGGAGCCCACAGCGCCCUCUCCAACGAAGAGCCUUCGUAGAUUUCCGGAGCUCACGCCGCCCUCGCCGAGGAACGUUCGUAGAUUUCCGGAGCCCACACAGCCCCCGCCGAGGGACCUUCGUACAUUUCCGGAGCCCACACCCGUGGUAGCUUCGGGAAUCUCCGGUAUUAAGGAGAAUUUGUGCUGGACACCACCACCUGAAGUGAAUCCCAUGAAAACCUGUGAAUAUCAGGCACUUUGUGCAAGAUUCAAGGAACUCCUUCCACUGCCAGAUGGUUACUUCGACGAGGAGCUGAAGUGCAACCUGUGCUACUGUGAAUCCUGCCACAAAUUGCGUGGAGAUGAAGCCUACUACAAGCGGGGCGACCCGCCAAAGGACUACGCCCUUCCAUUCGGAUGGUGCAGGUUCGCACUCAGGCUGAAUCCACGUUGUGAAGUUGCUAAUGUCUACAAGAAGUGGCACACAGCAUAUCAUGGAACGUGUGUGGGCUCCCUGCGACGAACCUUGGACCAUGGGGAGCUGGUAUCAGCAGGGAGCUCCUCGAUCUUCUGCACCAAUGAGGCUAAAGUUGAGCUCCAGAAUGGAUACAAUGAUCCCGAGGAGAACAGUAUUCAGGAGAAGGACGUUGUAAAAGUCAGCCUCUCUCCAACAAUGCGAUAUAUUGGUCUUGACCGGUUCUGUCCUAAAAUACGGUUCAAGGACUUGAAAUCCCAACGACAUCACCAUGCUCAAGUGGCCUUCCAGGUUUGUGUGCGGCCAGGAUCGUAUAAGGUGGGCCCACAGUCUGUGGGGGCCAGUGAGUCAAUCGAUCCCAGGUUCAGCAACAACGAAAUCGAGUGGAUCACCAAGGAGAGGGCCUCAACGGUCCUUUAUGGCCUGUUAAUCCGUGUGGAAUGAAGGAUUUCCCAUCUAACCCACUAGCCCCUGUGAAACUCUGGAGGAGAGAAAGACUGCGAGCAUGGAGCAAACCCUGGGGGAGCAGGGGAUGAUCCCACUUUGGUGCUACAGCAACAGUGGUGUAUUGGGUGGGGUUUGGGGUGGCGAGAGAGCACAGAGUUGGGACACGUUUGCACAGUUUUACACAACUUGCUGUUACACCAGUGGAAUGCUGCACUAUUGACUCUUAUGUUCAAAAGAGAGAAAAACACACACAAAAAAAAAACCUCAAACUAAAAUGUUCAGUUGAGUUUAAUCUUGCAUUUUGGGGAGGGGUAUGUUUUUGUUAGGGAUGGGUGUGGGCCCAGUUUCCACUGAGGUGAACAGUUUUGUAGGUUUGUUUUUUCAGAAGAAGUUUCCAUUUAACUCCUUGGACGAUAGAAACUUGAGGCCUGGGCUGCACACAGCCUGAGGGACAGGCCAGAAGCCUGAUUCAUUACUAGAAUAUAGAACACUUAACACUGGAUAUUUCCUCUUCUUGAGGGGGUUGGGGAUUGGAAAGAUAGGGCACAGAAAGGUAAAAGUGCCCCCAUCGGAGGGACAGGUGUGUGCAAACGCUGUUGCAACAUUUAAGGCAGUAAGACUUUCUUCUGAACUCCUGUGCACAUGAUUGCAUGCCAACCACAGAGAAACUUGCAAACAUGUGUAGUGUGUGAGCUGCCAGGGUAGGGAAGGAUGGGCAUGCCAGUGUGUUUGUCAGUAAAUGGGCUGGAAGCGGGGAAACGGUUACAUAGAUCUUCUAAAUCUGCCCAAAUCUCAGGAUGAAAGGGAGAAGCGGCAUGGGGUUGGCCCCUGUCAGUUGGCCCGGUCACUGCACCAAGGAAUUGCCUAAGACUCGAGCGUGAUGCACCUCCAGCAAGUAAUCGCUGCUUGCCUUCACCCUCUGAGCUCAGCCACUGCAAUGUGGACUGGCACAUAUCCUAUUGUGACCAGUGUGGGGUUUUUUGACAUAAGUUGGACUCCACUGCUAAUCAUAGAAUCCCUACAGUGCAGAAGCAGGCAGUUCGGCCCAUGGAGUCCACACCGACCCUCCGAAGAGCGUCCCACUCAGAACCCCAGACCCCCCCGCCCCCCCACAUACCUGUAACCCUGCAUUUCCCAUGGCUGACCCUCCGACCCCACGCCUGCAACAUCCCUGGACACUGUGGGGCAAUUUUGCAUGGCCAAUCCACCAUAACCUGCACAUCUUUGGACUAUCUGUUGGCUGCCUGUUGUCAGUUUUCUGCCAUUUCAUCUUUGAUGUAAAGCUGCCAAUUAGUAUCCAGUGGGAAUUGGAAGGGAUGGGAUGGGCUAGCAGUUACAAGGUGGGGUAUGACUGCAGCUGAGGAAUGCAGGGAUAAACUGAGAAGGUCCCACUGCCGCAGUGUGAACUGGCGGAGGCAACAGCUGACUGAGAGCAUCGCCUGGACUUAUUUGAUGGCUUCGUGUAUUUUGCACUGGAAGGUUUUUUUUCGCCGACGCAGACCUUCUUGCGAACAAAGCAGACUGCUUUAAAACGUUAACUCAAAAUGCAUGUGCAUAUGUUGUAACUUGUUCAUGUUUAGGCUGUGACACGCAGGAAGCUGGAACAGAAAUGGGAUUGGCAGAGAGGUUGGAGUCAUUCCUGGGCUGUGUAUAUCCCACACCCCAUUCAGACAUACUCUAGACAAUCAGUUCUGCUGAGUUGUUUAACCCUUCACAGUCUAAUGUCAGACUAAAUGCAAGGUCACCUACUCUCCGAUCAUUUACCACUUCAAGCCAUGUGGCUGAUUUAUCCUUUCAAGAGCGAUUUUUCAACAGUUUUCAAAUUUUCUGUGAUGAAUAAUCCUGACUGGAAGCAGUUUUCAGAGUGGGAGUUGGCACUUUUAAUAGAGAUGGUAAGUGUCUAUUGGUGUUUAAACUGAAUUAAUAUAACUCUGUCAGAGGAAUGUAAGACUGCAGUCUGGAAACUUCUUAAGUUACAUGAGAUUCUUCUCUUUCCCUUGCCUCUUUUUCCUUCCUUCAACUUGUCCUUCCCUGGCAAGGUGUCUUACAAGCUAGAAGCACAUCCCCUCUUAUUAAAGUCAUUUAAUCUUUAGCCUGGGGAACAGUGAGGGUUGGGGGAAGAGAGAAGGAAGUGGAACACUCCAAUGGAUGGUAAGAGACUGACAAAAAAAAACCAAACGUGCUGGAGAAACUCAGCAGGUCUGGCAGCACCCGUGGAGAGAGAGAGAGACAGAAUCCACUUCUCAAGUUGAGUAUGACUUCAGAAGAAUUGUCAUAAUGGACUUAACGAGGACUGUUUCUCCACAGGCAUUGCCAGAUUGCCCAAUUUUCUCCAGCACUUUUUUUUUCCAGAGUUUCAGUAUCCGCAGUAUUUUAACUUUAUUGUAACGGGGACGUCUGUAUUUCUCUCCCUCUUCCAUUACCGAUGAGAGUCUGUUUUUAAUAAAAAAGGGAACAAGUGAUUUUAAGAGACAGUUACAUUUGACAUUCAUAAAAGGUUAUCUCAAAAGAAGUGUCUUGCUGUUCAAGGAUCUACUUUUUGAAUGUAAGCAGGUUGAGACUUGUGGGAGUGGCACAGGGAGUCUCCACCUCAAGGCGUGCAGUGAUUCAAGGAGAGCUUCUACCAGGGAGCGAGGGACAUGCCCUGUCCAACAUUGUCCACAUCCCAAAAAAAACUAGACCUGUGAUUUCCUCUAUCCAGAACUGGCAAAUGUUUUUAGAGACUUUGUCUCCUCAACUGUUCCCAGGUAUUUAAACACCUAGGAAACGAGAGUAGGGGCCAUUCAGCCCCUUGAAAUUUCUGUAUCCCAUUAGAUUAUGUGCCUGCCCUUCAUCUUAGUUGCCAUCUGCCGACCCUUGCUGUAAUUUGAGGCCAAAACCAGUAUUGGUAAAAGUGUUACUAAGGAGAAUGCAUGAUAAUUGACAGUAAAGUGCCAGGUUUUGUAUAAAGCCUGGCAGUUGAUUAUAAAUCAUCAUAACAACUAUUGCAACAGUGACUAUCAUCUCAAAAGUCUGUGAUUGGCUUAAAAUGCUUUGGAAUGCCCAGGAGUUGAGGUACCACAUUAAAGCAAGCGUUUCUUUCAAUCAACACCGCCACUUAGCUCAAAUGCCACUGUUGGGUUAUCCUUAAGAUUUAGUGGAGAGAAUACCAGCCCAGACUGUGCAGCUUUAUAUUUAACUAUAACACUUACCAUGUUCCUCACAACAAGCUGGAACUUGACUUGCCUGUUUUCUACCUCUAUCAUUAUCCUAUUCCAGCUUGAACCAGUAUAGCAACUGUAAUCUAAGUGGUAGUUUGUCACUUCUGAAAGGUCCUCUCUAAUUUGUGUUUUCUUUGGGGUUGAAGGACCAGCCCCUCUUGCAGGAUGUGGAGCACUGAGCACAAUGCCUGGGGGUCCAUCAUCAGCUGCUUCGGCCUGUGCUGAUAUUUCAAUGUGCACUUUGUAAAGGGAAAGGGAUGAAGUGUUUGGCAGAGAGGGUGGUGGAGCAUUUCACUUUUGCAAUGCAAGUCCCUUGGGAUGAAGACUAAUGUUGCAUAGUGUUUAUGAUUUACUUGCAAGACCAGUGCUGUCUCUUUGUCAUCAAAACACUUCCAAUUCCUUGAUUCUACUACGGAUUCUCUUUACCUCUGUCAUGAAGAAAACAUUCUGUUUAGUCUUCCUCUGAUUCAGAGUCUGCUUUGGUUUGUUUGACUUUUCUUUCCGUAUCCCUUUGUAAUCACUUGACCAUUGGGAUGUGGGGUAGCACUGGCUAGACCAGUAUUUAUUGCUAAUUCCUAAAAGGCCAGAGGGCAGUUUAGAGUCAAUGACAUUGCUGUGGGUUGGAAGUCAUGUAGAGCUGUUGGGGAAGGACAAUUUCCCAAAAGAACGUUAAUGAUCCGGAUGGCUUUUACAACACAGGCAGUGAUGGUGUCGUGGUACUAUUGCUAGACUGUUAAUCCAUAGACUCAGGUAAGGUUCUGGGGACCCGGAUUCAAAUCCCACCACGGCAGAUGGUGGAAUUUGAACUCAGCAACAAAUCUGGAAUCAAGAGUCCAAUGAUGACCAUGAAACCAUUGUCAAUUGUUGGGAUAAAAGCCCAUCUGCUCACUCAUGUCCUUUAGGGAAGGAAACUGCCAUCAUAACCUGGUCUAGUCCAGUCUAUAUGUGACUUCAAAUCCAUGGCAAUGUGGUUGACUCUUAACUGCCCUCUGGACUAUUAAGGAUGGACAACAAAUGCCUCUCUAGCCAGCAUCACCCACGCGCUGUAAAUGGAAAAAAAUAUUGACACGUGGUCACCAUCAGACUAACUUUUUAUUCCAGUUUUUCUUUUCCAUUGAAUUCCAGUUACGCAACCUUCCAUUUUGGGAUUUGAAUUUACAAUCCUAGAAGAUUAGCCUGGAGUUCUAGAUUACUCAUUCAGUGAAAUGACAACUAUACCACCACCCCACAUUUGUUUUACCCUGACAAAGACAGGUUGCUUUUGCCCCAUUUGUCGCCUCAAUUUCCAGUUCACCUCACAAGGUUGCCUCCAGUUAUGUACACUUUCACACUUACUGACAAAUUCUUGUAUAGGUCCUGAGACUAUUCAAAGCUGCUGUUUUAAUGCCCUGCUGAGUAAAUGCUGCAGUGUCACAGGUGCUAUCUUUCCAUGAAGACAUUAAGUCAAGACUCCAUCUGCCUUCUAAGGUGAUAUUAAAAGAUCUCACAUCUGCAAUUGCAAUUAUCUGCAGAGUCCUGGCUAAUUUUUUUUUUGCUUCUACCAAUAUCAUUAAAACAGACCCUUUUACACCCAUUGGUCAUUGCAUUUUCUACAUUUGCAGCAGUGACCACUCAAUUACUCCAAUUGGUUGGGAAAUGCUUUGAGAUGUGCUGAAGUUGUUCAUGGUAUAAAUGUAAAUUAAUCACACUUUUCCAUAUCAAACUUCCUGCUAAACCUGAUGAUGACAUGAUUGGCAAGCUACUACUGGCAUUUGAUCUUCAGCCAAAUAAAAAUAUUCAUAUGACACUGCAGGCGACUUGAGCUUGGACUGAUUUAUCCAAUUUUGUCGAACUUAAUACAGAUUUCUUUUCCCCUUUCAAAUAUUUGAAGGUUCCUACUGAUCUUUUUUAAUUCUUUCACAGGAUGAGACUAUUACUGGAAUCUGUUACCCAUCCCCAAUUACCCUUAAGAAGCUGAUGGUGAGCUACCUUCUUGAAACAUUACAGACCAUGGGUGGAGCAAUACUAGUGCUGUUAGGAAUGGAGUUUCCCAGGAUUUUGACCCAACAACAUGAGGGAACUCUGAUGUAAUUUGAAGUAAGGAGGAUUUAUGGCUUGGAGGAAACUUGCAGUUAUGUCCCCAUGUAUCUGCUGCCCUUGUCGUCCUAGGUGGUAGGGGUCGUGGGUUUAGAAACUGUCGUGAGUUGCUGCAGUGCAUCUUGUAACUGGUACACACUGCUGCUACUGUGCAUUUACAGUGAAAAAUGUAAACCUUGAAUGUAAUAGGAUGCUUUGUUCCGAAUGAUGUUGAGUCUCUCGAGUAUGGUUGGAGCUGCACUCAUCCAGACAAGUGGAGCAUAUUCCGUCACGCCCCUGACUUGUGCCUUGCAGACAAUACUAAGGGAUUGCUGGAGGUGCUGACUGUGAGAUGGAACGUUAAAUGGUGUCCCAACGUACCCGCUCAGGUUGAUGUGCAAAAUCCUACUGCUAUUUGGAGAAAAGCAGGUGAAUUAUGCACUGUUAAAGUUUCGAGUCCAGUGACCCUCCUUCAGAAUGUUUUGCAAAAGGAUCACUGGACUCUAUAUUAACACUGCUUUCUCUCCACAGCUGCUGCCAGAUCUGCUGAAUUUGUCCAGCAAUUUCUCUUUUUGUUUCGGAUUCCCAGCAUCAACAAUUCUUUGUUAUAUUUUAGAGUUGUGCACUGUAUUUGGCCAACAUUUAUUCGUCAGUCAGCAUCACUAAAAUAAUCUGGUCAAUGUUACAUUGCUGUGUUUAGGAGGUAUGAUGUACAACAUGUUUGCUGAAUUUCCAACAUGAUUCCUGUGACUAAACUUUGAGAUGUAUGGCAGCUGUGAAGAUCUUUCUUUUCACAGUAAUCCUCCCAAAAAUCAGGAAAUGAAGGGAAGAGGGGAUGAUCCCUAUGAGAGCUCCACUGUCUGGAAUGUCCAUAAGUUACAUAGAAUCACAAAAGUAUUACAAUAUGAAGGAGGCCAUUCCGUCCAUUGUGUCCAUGCCAGCUCUUUGCAAGAGCACAUCAAGUUUCCUACAACCACUCCUACCCCACACACAUGCACAGACUUCCCCCUAGACCUGCAAAUAUUUUCUCUUUAGGUGCUUCCAGUUCGCUUUGGAAAGCCAUGGUUUGAUCUGUAAUAAUAUUAAGAUAAAACGUGUUUUUUCAAUAAACAUUUCACUGAAUAUAA
Rhincodon typus (whale shark) is the source of this 10491-nucleotide messenger RNA. RefSeq names its product neuralized-like protein 4. The record is from RefSeq and is a predicted model, not a curated record. Lineage: Eukaryota; Metazoa; Chordata; Chondrichthyes; Orectolobiformes; Rhincodontidae. The transcript has 25 exons. Gene Ontology annotation, molecular function: ubiquitin protein ligase activity. The coding region runs from base 195 to 4106 and encodes 1303 amino acids.